CUUGGCUUGGUUACAUCUAUUAUAGCACCUACAACCAUGGUGGAAUGAAAGUCCCAAUGAUCGCAACCACGGCUAUACACCCGUUGUUUAGGCCGGUUUCUCGCGACAAUUGCUAGAUAUUGUGGCCGGUCUCUUUUAUCCGCUUCUACAAGGUUUAAAAGGUUUAGUUUCCCUCGGUUGGGUAUGCUAGAAAGAUUUUGUAUAAAUGAUUUGAAACCCUUAUGCGGUUAGGCACUAAACUAGAUAGUUCUCUUACUCUCACCGGUUUAAUUGGACAAGCACAAGAGGAAUAUUUCAUGGAACUGUCAAUAGAAAUUUUUCAACACGAGCCAGGAUAUUUUCCCAAAAUUUUCCUCUGCAUAAGUUCCUUUUUCUGAAGGCGUGAACCCAAUCCCUUGAUAAUAAAGCUCGUCGCUAUAGAAAAGUAUCGUUGGGUGGAGCCAAGAAUGGUGCACUAUAACUAUACGUAUUUGUUAUAAGCUGCAUAUGUACAGUAAGCUGUUAACUGAAAAUAAGCCAUGGAUUCAGAAUCGCCAGUACGCCAAUAAUGAGCAAACAUCAAAGAGAUAUAACCAACCUCCUACCUUAGACAGUUGGAGUCUAGCAAAUCAAUAUGAACGUAGGAACUGCAGCGAUGGAGAGGCCGAAAAUCGGCACUGUCUGCUCCAUUAAUCAAUUCUGUAAUAAUAUCUUGGUGGCGUCGAAGCUCGAGUUCUGAUACAAA
Babjeviella inositovora NRRL Y-12698 is the source of this 724-nucleotide messenger RNA. RefSeq lists its product as uncharacterized. The transcript has a single exon. Bases 487 to 672 code for a protein of 61 amino acids. The record is from RefSeq and is a predicted model, not a curated record. NCBI's taxonomy places the organism in Eukaryota, Fungi, Ascomycota, Pichiomycetes, Serinales.